AUGGUCCUGAUUCUCAAGCUUCUGGAGUUGGCCAGAAAAGCCAGUAGCAGCAGCGCCGGGUCUGGAGGGGAGGUGCUCCAGCGGUGUUGUUUCUGGAGCAGCGGCAGUUCUCACUACAGCGCCAGGACGAGUCCGGUUCGUGUUCGUCCGCGGAGAUCUCUCUCAUCUCACUCGGCUGCGGGAAAUCGGGCUGAAGCGACUGAGUCCGCGAUGGAGUGGAAAACUGUUCCUUUGGAGAGGAAAAAGAGAGAAAAGGAACAAUUCCGUAAACUCUUUAUUGGUGGCUUGAGCUUUGAAACUACAGAAGAAAGUUUGAGGAACUACUACGAGCAAUGGGGAAAACUUACAGAUUGUGUGGUAAUGAGGGAUCCUGCAAGCAAAAGAUCAAGAGGAUUUGGUUUUGUGACUUUUUCUUCCAUGGCUGAAGUUGACGCUGCCAUAGCUGCAAGACCUCAUUCAAUUGAUGGGAGAGUGGUUGAGCCAAAACGUGCUGUUGCAAGAGAGGAAUCUGGAAAGCCAGGGGCUCAUAUAACUGUGAAGAAGCUGUUUGUUGGUGGAAUUAAGGAAGAUACUGAGGAACAUCAUCUUAGAGAUUACUUUGAGGAAUAUGGAAAAAUUGAUACCAUUGAGAUAAUUACUGACAGGCAGUCUGGAAAGAAAAGAGGCUUUGGAUGUGUUACUUUUGAUGACCAUGAUCCUGUGGAUAAGAUUGUGUUGCAAAAAUACCAUACUAUCAAUGGUCAUAAUGCAGAAGUAAGAAAGGCUUUGUCUAGACAAGAAAUGCAAGAAGUCCAAAGUUCUAGAAGUGGAAGAGGAGGCAACUUUGGUUUUGGAGAUUCUCGUGGUGGCGGUGGAAAUUUUGGACCAGGACCAGGAAGUAACUUUAGAGGAGGAUCUGAUGGAUAUGGAAGUGGCCGUGGAUUUGGGGAUGGCUAUAAUGGGUAUGGAGGAGGACCUGGAGGAAAUUACGGGAGUGGAAAUUACAAUGAUUUUGGAAAUUAUAACCAACAACCUUCUAACUAUGGUCCAAUGAAAAGUGGAAAUUUUGGUGGUAGCAGGAACAUGGGGGGACCAUAUGGUGGAGGAAACUAUGGUCCAGGAGGCAGUGGAGGAAGUGGGGGUUAUGGAGGGAGAAGCAGAUACUGAGCUUCUUCCUAUUUACCAUGGCAUUGAUAUGAACCAUGGACAAGUAUAUUCUGCUGCCACAAAGACUGUAAAGUGCUUCAUUUCAACAGCUGAGGCAAGCCAAGUGAUCAUUAAUAAAGCUUUUCUUGGUUCCUUCAGUGGUGUUGGUAGUAAAAUGGAAGGUGUCUUGCUGCAGGUAACUAAUGAAGAAGUGGUCAACCACAGAGUCUUCAAGAAAUAAGAAAUUCUGUACCAUCUGAAAGUAGUUCUUGUUGGUGCCUUCAUUUUAAAAAAGCACUCUUUUAAGAUUAAAGGGAAAUGUUUUCUGAUAAAACAGACUUCAUUUAGUUAUAGGGUCUUAAUAUAAAACAAUUACAAAUUGAGUAUUGUUUGUAAAAGAGUAAACAUCAAGUCAGCUAGAGAGAUAAAUGUUAUCAUGUUUUGAAUUAGGU
Budorcas taxicolor (takin) is the source of this 1577-nucleotide messenger RNA. Its product is annotated as heterogeneous nuclear ribonucleoproteins A2/B1-like. Bases 1 to 1146 code for a protein of 381 amino acids. Gene Ontology annotation, molecular function: RNA binding. The record is from RefSeq and is a predicted model, not a curated record. NCBI's taxonomy places the organism in Eukaryota, Metazoa, Chordata, Mammalia, Artiodactyla, Bovidae. The transcript has 3 exons.